Molecule: messenger RNA, 759 nt
Organism: Ylistrum balloti
Lineage: Eukaryota; Metazoa; Mollusca; Bivalvia; Pectinida; Pectinidae
Product: putative cyclin-dependent serine/threonine-protein kinase DDB_G0272797/DDB_G0274007
Exons: 4
Coding region: 1-759 (252 amino acids)
Molecular function (GO): calcium ion binding
Source: RefSeq, a predicted model, not a curated record
AUGCCACAACUGCUGCCAUCUGCGCUGCUGCUGCUGCUGCUGCUGGCCGUGCUUUCGCGAAUCGGACAAUGUCAGGGAAACCAAAGUAAUGAUCCCGCCCUCCCCAACACAACUGGAGAACCAGCCGAAAAUACCGGCUUUCACGAUAACAAAAUUGUCCACGAUGAAGCACAUCUGAAGGAACACCUUAAAGAGGAGAUAGAUACCAGCAAGCCUAUGACGCCACAGGAAAUGGAAUUCCACUACUUCCGCUUACACGACGCGGAUAACAACACCAAGCUAGACGGUCUGGAAAUAAUGUCCGCCUUAAGCCACAUGAGUAACAUGUACGACUUAACUGCUGCGGAAAAGGCUGGGAAAUCGGAACAGGAGGUAGCUGAACUACAGCGCAAGCGCAGUGAUGGGGCCACCAAACAUUAUGCGGAUAUAGUAGACAAAGUACUGAGAGAAGACGACUUUGACCAUGACGGCUACAUUUCUUAUCCUGAGUACGUUUCCGCUAGACGGCGCGAUUUUGAUCGCUACCAACACGAAAUGGCACAACAACAGAUGCUAGCACAACAGAUGAUGCAGCAACAGCAGGCGAUGGCCCAACAACAACAAUUCCAGCAAUUCCAACAGUUCCAGCAGCAGCAACAGGCAAUGCACAUGCAACAACUGCAACAUCAGCAACAAUAUCAACAACCACAACAACACCAACAACAGCAGCAUCAAGGGCUGCCUGUUAAUCAAGGUCAGAUGGAUACACAGAAGAGUUAA